Molecule: messenger RNA, 5651 nt
Organism: Ceutorhynchus assimilis (cabbage seed weevil)
Lineage: Eukaryota; Metazoa; Arthropoda; Insecta; Coleoptera; Curculionidae
Source: the annotation of a GenBank genome assembly
GAAUAAACAAAAACAAUGAACAAAUACACCAAAUAAACAAUUUUAAUUUCUUAUAGAUAAAAAUUAAAAUUAUGCGAAUUUGCAUCAUCGAGAUGAGAUAAGAAAAUAAAACACUGUGAUAAUACAAUAUAAGUAAUAAGAGAUAACUUUUGUAUUGUUUUUAUUUUUAAUAUUUAAUAAAAUAAUAAAUUAAGGGGUUUAACGACGGACUUUGAGAGGUGCGAGGCAACUGGCAAAAUGAGGGCAGUAAUUGAAAGGAAUCCUGGAUGUGAACUGGAUCUCGGAUGGCUCAAUAGUGUAAAUGUGAACCUCACCGCUGUUAACGAUCUAGCAAAGAAACUUGCUACUGCCAGAGAAUUAAAAGAUGAGCAUAGAGCAGCAUGGAUUCUGAAAGCAAUAACCUUGAUCGAUUUAACCACAUUAGCUGGCGAUGACACACACAGUAACGUUUCAAGGUUGUGUUUUAAGGCAUCAAGACCGCUUGCCGAGGACUUGCUUUUAAAAUUAGGUUAUAAGUAUGAUGAAGAAUGUCCAAUACAGACAGCAGCAGUUUGUGUUUAUCCUUCAAAAGUUCGGGAUGCUGUGGAAACCCUAAAAAAAUUAGGAUAUUAUGAUAAGAUAAAUGUGGCUUCAGUUGCUACCGGAUUUCCUUGCGGCCAAACACCAUUAAAAACCAGAUUGGAAGAAAUAAAGUUUGCUGUGGAAAUGGGGGCGAAAGAAAUUGAUAUUGUAAUUGAUCGUGCUCUUGUCAUCUCUGGUGAAUGGGAGGAACUUUAUCGGGAAAUCCAGCAAAUGAAAGAAGCGUGUGGGAAUGCUCACUUGAAAUCGAUCCUUGCUACUGGUGAACUGGGAACUUUGAAUAAUGUUUAUAAAGCUUCUUUGGUAGCAAUGAUGGCCGGUUCAGAUUUUAUCAAAACUUCCACUGGAAAAGAAUCGGUAAACGCUACUUUACAAUUUGGCAUAGUCAUGUCGCGUGCCAUUAAAGACUAUUAUCAGAAAAUGGGCUAUAAGGUUGGACUGAAACCAGCGGGUGGGGUUAGAAAUGCGAAAGACGCACUCUCUUGGCUGGUUUUAGUGAAAGAACAUCUUGGAGAUGAAUGGCUGAGCCCAGAUUUAUUCAGGUUUGGUGCUUCUGGACUCUUGGGCGAUUUAGAAUGUAAUUUAUAUGAGUAUGUAACUGGCAAGGUUCCUGCGGCAUAUGAAUUUUUUAUGGGAUGAAAAAAUUGACGCUGCGUAAAUUUUGUAUUGUUGUUAUAGAAAGUAGGAAGUGAAACUGUUUUGCUUUUAUAGAUUUGUUAAUAAAAUUAUUUCAUAAAAUUUUAAAAAAACCAGAUAGCGGAGGAAAAUAGCGGAUGUAAGAACAAAACUAUUAUCUUUUGCAACGUUUCUUAUAGGCCAGUCAAUGAGGGUUCGGAAUUCACAAUAAUUGCAAACAAUGUGAAAUUUAGGAUUUACGUUUUGCAUGACAAAAAAAUGAACUAUAAAAAUUUGCACCUUCCAGUGACGUGCGGAACAUUGUUUUUUUUUGUAAAAAUUGAACAAUUAUUAAUUACUUCUUCCCAAAAAUUGCUAACAAAGUGCAAAUUCACAAAAACGCGACGACUGAUCUUCCAAAUCUUGUAUUAAUUUUGCACCUUUUUUCAUUAGGCGGAACACAAUGAAAAAUUAUUUAUUGUUAAAAAGUAUUAUAUAAUUUUCGGAAAAAAUGCUAACAAGUGCAAAUUAGGAUGAUGUACCGUAAAUGCCAAACAAAUAAUUGUAUAAAUUUGCACCUUUCAAUCUCCUCCGGAAAUGAGUGAUUCGCAUUAAUAUAACAUAUCAUAUGUGAAAAAACACCAUUAUUUUGAGGGAAAAUUGCUAACAAUUCAAAAACUAGGUGCAAAUGUUCAAAUUGAUUGCCAGAAUGUUAUGCAACAUUUGCACCCAAAAAUAUUAAUUGGAGACCUUUUUUUUCUGAUUUUUGUUUUUUACAAUAAUUAUUGACAUCGAGAAAAUUACAAACAGGGUGCAAAUCACAACAGCAAUUCUAAAUAUUAUUUCAACCCUUACUUCGAGUUUGCACCCCUAUAUGAAGCACGGAAUAAGUUUAAAAUAUUAAAAAUAAUCAGUGGCGCGGCACAGCGUAAAUAUUAUUUGAAGGAUGUUUUAGAGAUAUUUCUUAUUCCGUGCUUCAUAUAGGGGUGCAAACUCGAAGUAGGAGUUGAAUUAUUAUUUAGAAUUGCUGUUGUGAUUUGCACCCUGUUUGUAAUUUUCUCGAUGUCAAUAAUUAUUGUAAAAAACAAAAAUUAGAAAAAAAAGGUUUCCACUUGAUAUUUUUGGGUGCAAAUGUUGCAUAACAUUCUGGCAAUCAAUUUGAACAUUUGCACCUAGUUUUUGAAUUGUUAGCAAUUUUCCCUCCAGAUAAUGGUGUUUUUCCACAUAUUAUAAUGCAAUUCGCUCAUUUCCGGAGGAGAUUAAAAGGUGCAAAUUUACACAAUUAUUUGUUUGGCAUUUACGGUGCAUCAUCCUAAUUUGCACCUUGUUAGCAUUUUUCCCGAAAACUAUAUAAUACUUUUUAACAAUAAAUAAUUUUUCAUUGUGUUCCGCCUAAUGAAAAAAGGUGCAAAAUUAAUACAAGAUUUGGAAGAUCAGCCGUCGCGUUUUUGUAAAUUUGCACUUUGUUAGCAAUUUUUGGGAAGAAGUAAUUAAUAAUUGUUUAAUUUUUACAAAAAAAAACAAUGUUCCGCACGUCACUGGAAGGUGCAAAUUUUUAUAGCUCAUUUUUUUUGUCAUACAAAACGUAAAUCCUAAAUUUCACUUAUUUUGUAAUUAUUGUUAAUUCCGAAGCCUCAUUGACUCGCCUAUUAUGCCUUUAUUGAUACCUUUUCAAGCUGGAGAACAGUUUAACAUCCUACAGAUAAUAUUUGUUGUAAUAAAGGAUUUUUUAGUGACUAACUGUUUGUAACCGUGUUAUAAACGGUAACUGAAAUUAGGCCUUUUCGGAAGCGCUUAUAUGAUUAACCCGAUCACCAGUUCUUUGUUUUUUGUCUUUCUUUGCUGAACACGAUUGAAAAAAGAUAUAGUACAUCAGCUGGUGAACCGGUUAUUAAGAUCAGCGUUUCCGAAAAGGCCUAGUUUCAGUUACCGUUUAUAGCACGGUUACAAACGGUUAGUCGCUAAAAAAUCCUUAUAGUCGACUUACCUUUUAGGUAUUCCUGAUUACUAGUAACUCUAUCCAUUCAUUAAUAAUUAAAUAAAUCAAAAAAUUUUAUGGUACCAAAAAAAUCCUAAACGUUUUUCCAUCUUGCAACAACGUUUGCACCUAUUUUAAAGUCAAAAUGGGUCUAGAUUGUAGUUGUGUCACGUGUCACUACAGUAGCAGUACAAAGUUGGCUCAACGAUGUUUCGACUACGUUCAUAUGACUGGCAUGAUAGAUGACUAAUGAGUGAAUUUGUUCUCAGAUGCACCAUCUCAUUAUUGUGACCUAAUGUGUUUACUUAAAUUGAGAAAGUCAGUUACAAGUGUUUAUUCAACGUUGGUUUGACGUACUACACAUGACCUUAUCUCAGCCAGGUCAGAUACAGCUAGUUUUAGUUUCAGUCGUUUUUGACAUCACUUGUUUAGGAGUGAGGUAUUUUAGUUUUACAGCAAAAAAGUGAUAGGUACUAUUUUUUACCACUAAAAUCACUAAACCCACUUAUUAACAAAGUAACUGGAAUAAUAAUCACCAUGUUUAAUAAUGUAAUGGAUUUUGCAGAUCCUCAUAAACUACAACUUUAAUUGAACUAAGAGACUUUAUAAAGUUCACUAGUUACUAAUCGCUUUUACUUUAGAUAAAACUUUUACUUAACUUUUUACAAUAAUUAUCUUAUUUAUCUGACUGAAUUUUAAGCUUGCUACGAGCUUUAUAUACCUACCAUUCAGUCGAGAAAUCUCUUGAAUCGCGUCAAUGGUUGUUUAUGUAAGACACAUAAUGGAACGAAUUCCUGAAUAUUUUUGCUCCGGUUCAAAUAGUGGCGUCGGCUCUUCCCCAGCAAUGUAAUUUCGUAACUUCAAAUCACACACUCACUCAGAUCCAUAAUCGUCCCAUCUUUCAUUCUCAUUCUCUCUACUACCCAGCAGUAACUACUAUGUUUUAGAGUCCUCAGAACCAACUAUUUUGGAAUAAUGUCCUCAGAACCAAGUAUUUGGAAAAAAUUUGAUCUUGAUCUUGAUCUAAGUACACCUUUUGCAAUUGUAAUUCAGUAAGCGGAAAAUGUAUUUGAGAAAGGAAAAUUAAAUUUCAGAAAAUGGAAAUUGUAAUUCAGAAUAGGAAGUUAAUAUUCAGAAUAUGGAAUUUGAAAUUCAGAAAAGGAACAUAAUAUUCAGAAAUGGGAAUUUGUAAUUCAGAAUAGGAAUAGGUAUGUAAUUCAGAAAGGGGAAAUUUAAUGCCAGAAAAUGUAAAUUGUAAUUGAGAUAUGCGAUUUUGAAAAUCGGAAAUAGGAAAAUGUAAUUCAGAAUUGGUAACAUGUAAUUCAGAAAUUUUUUGUCAGAACGGUUAAACAUAAAAAUUUUCUUUGCGACUCCAAAUAAAAAAAUCCUAUUCAUACAUAUUAAAUUUUUCUUCAGUAGAUAAAGUUAGUUGCAUAGAUCAUGAGCUAUGACGUCUGAAGAGGCAGAGGGGAAAAUUUGCCAUUGCGGUGUUGUCAUAUCAAUAAUAUUAAUACAUAAUAAUUGCAAAAAUAGAAAAAGAUUGUAGAACACUAACUUUAUUUAUACCUGAGCACAUAAGUAAUUACCCAAUAACCACUAUAAAAUUUCUUCCUUCAAAAGAAAUUUUAUAGUUCCACUUAGUUUUGUUGAGGUUCAUUGGUUAUUGUUCUCGCCUUUGAAUUGUCAGUAUCUCGCUGGUGCAUUGGGUCUGGUGUUGGGCUAGCAUCCUGGGUAUCGCAGGUUCAAUUCCAAUAAAUUGCGGUUUGUUUUUUGUUCUUUUAUUUUAUUCAGUGUUUGUAUCCUAACCUUGCUUUUUAGUGUUUAUUUUUAAUUAAUGUGUGUUAAGGGUGUGUAUUUCAAGGCCUGAUGAUGCUCUAUUGAGCGAAACACGUGUAGCUAAUCAAAUAAAUUAUGAGACUGUGACUUUGUUUUUGUUAUCUUCAAAAACCCCUAUACGAAGUUACAUGCCCCUAAAGGACGCCUCUGAAAAUAGGUUUUUUGUUGAUAACUUUCAAAAUACUUCGUGUUAUUUUUUUUUUCUUUAAAUAUGAUGGAUACUAGAUAAGACCCCUUAAAAUGGACCCUUUUAAACACGAUUGACCAAUCUAGUUUGAGUUUGCCAGGGACGGACUAGCUUUAACACAAUAAUGACACUGAGAAAAUAUUAGUAGAAAGGAUUAGUUUUCACUGUCGCGAAAUAAGGGAUAAUAUUGAUUAUUGAAGCAUUGUCGAGGGUCGACCAAUAUUUGAUUAAAAUAGGAAUGCAUAAGAUUAGAAGGAGCCCAAGUUGAGUUGACAUACAAAAUUAUUUGAUAAAAAACCAUUAAUAAACAAAAACACAUUUUCCUAGAAACCAACUCAUUUUUUCGACAUCGAAUAAGAGUAUCUUUUUUCUAGUUCAAGGUUGAAACUAUCUAAAAAUAUUAUUGCUAUGCCUUUAUCAUACAGGGUGUAAAAAAGGAGCAUUAUUGUGUUAAAG